Molecule: messenger RNA, 4524 nt
Organism: Physcomitrium patens
Lineage: Eukaryota; Viridiplantae; Streptophyta; Bryopsida; Funariales; Funariaceae
Source: RefSeq, a predicted model, not a curated record
GAUUUAUCGGAUCUAGUUCCCCUCUUAUUUAGAUUUAAGUUUUCAUAUUGAAUGUGGCUUCUUGGUGAAGCCUCCGGGGUUCCUCGUUUUAGAAGUGGAACGUUCGUGAUGAGGAAAUCGAAGCACUGAAUCGUCAACUGCUUCGGAAUGUGGCAAUACUGGACGUUGGUCUAUCGAUGAGAAUUCGAAGAGUAGCUGAUAAUGUCGACAGGAUCGAGCGCUAGGCUCAGCGAGCAGCAGCAACGGAGGAUCACGGAUAAUUUCCGUGCUGCCAAAGCCAAGCUUGCUCAGAAACGCCCAUAUCCAUCGUCUCCUUCGUGUUCGGUUCUUCCUCUUCCUGCAAAUUCUUGCAAUGUGGAGAAUGAACAUCCAAUGCAGAUAGUCCAUGGAGAAUGGUUUCCUCAAACAUCUUCGAACUUCAGGAGUCCAACUCCUGCUAAGAGAAUGUGCAAUCUAACCCUGCCAGAUCGAGGGGAGAGGACACCUUUACAAUUAAUACCAGCGAAUAAUAUUUUGGUGAGUCCACAGUCUGGAGCAUCUCUUAACACCUCAUCAACUUGCUGCGAUUUCGUAGAAGACUCCUCCGGUGGCUCCUGUAAGAUGCCAGCAUUAUUCCAAACUUCUGUGUCUGAUGUAUCGUCCAAGGAAUGUCCACCAGGAGAAAGAGAGUUUGAGUAUGUUUUACCUGGGGAUAUAUGUGAAGAUUUUGACGAAGAUAUUCUGCAAGAAUUGGAUGAAAUAUGCAAGAAACAGUCGAAGCAUCCCACUGCGACAACUGCGGAAUGCAUCGAAUCCUCCUCCAAGCUUGCACCCGGGCUGUGCUCUACGGCUUUACUCCCUACCGUGCAGGAUCCUGUUGUGCAGCAUUUAGAUUCUCAUCAUGGCCUGAAAAUGCAACCAUCACAAGGGUCAGCUUCAGUUGCAUGUUCAACUGUGACGGAACCUUCUAGUGUAUCUUCUCACAUGCCUGACCAUAAGAUUUCGGCAGAUGUAAUUCUUGGAGGAGAGCCCGGCUUUUCUAGAGAUCGUUGUUUAAAUGAGCUGCCAGUCUUGGGAGAUGGCGUCCUUGCCACACAAUAUUCGACUGCGGAUUACACAACCACAGUGACAGGAAUUCCUCACGAUAGUUCUAAAUCUAUAUCCUCUCCACCAAAAGUGAACUUCGCCAGUUAUAGUGUUUCGGUAGUGUCACCUCUGACUGCCCAAUCGACCGAUAAAACCACUUGUGAUGCAGAACUUCCAGACCACUUAAAAAAGUUGAACGAUUCUCAGAGAGAAGCCGCUUUGAGUGAUACUCUGAAGCCGUUGCUAAUUUUGGCGGGGCCUGGAAGUGGUAAGACAUCCACAAUGGUUGCACGGCUUCUGACACUUCUCACAGAGGGGAUAGAGGCAAAGUGCAUUCUGGCCAUGACCUUCACAACCGCUGCAGCGACCGAGAUGAGACAACGUGUAGCAGUAGCAACAGGCAAAGCUAUUUCUAAGGAGCUCACAAUUUCGACAUUUCAUUCGUUUUGUCUACAGCUUUGCCGAGCUCACGUAGAUAAGUUAGGACGCUCUGCAGAGUUCCUUGUGUAUGGGCAUGGACAGCAAAGGAGAGCCGUCAUUGAGGCCACUCGACUGGCAACAAUAGAAAUUCAGACUGGUCAGGGUGAAUCUGCUGAGAUCGAUACUUCAAUAACAGAAGGAAGUGUAACAGACAGUAACUCUAAUCCAUCAAUGUGGAAGGACAAGGCCAAAAAAUGGCAACAGUUUGUCACGCAAGCAAAGUCUGCUGGAAGGACUUCACUGGACUAUGAGAAAAUGGGAAACGCAGUUGGGUUCUUGGUGCAGGCUUCUGUCUUGAGGCAUUAUGAGGCGACCUUAGCUGCUUGCGACGCAAUGGAUUACCAUGAUUUUAUCAGUUUUGCUGUGUUCUUGCUUGAGAAAUAUCCCGAAGUGCUGGAUGAAUGCCAGAAGACAUGGACUUGUGUGCUGGUAGACGAGUUCCAAGACACAAGCAGGAUGCAGUAUCGAUUCCUUCGGCUUCUCGCAUCACACAACCGUGUUACAAUUGUUGGGGAUGAUGAUCAGUCUAUUUUUAGCUUUAAUGGAGCAAAUGCCCGUGGAUUUGACUCUUUUCGCCGAGAUUUCCCUAUGCUGAAGGAGGUAAGAUUACAUCAAAACUAUCGAUCUACUCGGUCUAUAGUAGAGGCGGCCACUUCAUUGAUACAACAUAACAAGAAACGUUGUCAGGAAAAGCAAGCCCACACACUCAAUGAUGUCGGUGAAAAGAUUGCGGUGAUGGAGUGCCGAACGGAGGCAGCAGAAUGCUCGUUCGUCGUAGACUCUAUCCUCACGAAUGCUGCUGGACAAGGUUCAUCGAAUCCUACAUUUGGAGGCAUAGCUGUACUGUAUCGUCGCCAGGUAACUGGAAGGAUGUUUCAGAGUGCCUUUCGAUCCCGCAAGAUCCCAUUUAACGUGCACGGAGUUGCGUUCUAUCGCAAAAAAAUUAUAAAAAGCGUCAUUUCAAUGCUUCGGACUGUUCUACCAGGCAACACGGACAUUUAUUGGCGUCGAGUGCUGAAGGCAUUAUAUUCUGGGGACAAAUCCGAAUGCAAAAAGAUUAUUGAAUACGUGGAUAAAGUUGCCAAAAGUAGUAACACAAGCUUCCACCAAGCUGCACAAACGAUUUUUACUGCUAAGGUUUCUGGCACUUUCAGCAGGAAGCAGCUUGCUUUGGGGAGGAGAGUACUCACCUCUGUAAACAUGGUUCAUUGCCUUGCACACAAGGUUGAGCGGUCGUUGUCCGGAUUAGUUACCGCUGUCGUCAAUUUACUACCUCAAAGGCCUGUCUUCAAUUCACGCGCAGUAGUGGACGAGGAUGGAGGAAAACUGCUGAAUGAGGAUGAUGAUCCUAGAACGGUGCUGGAGUACUUCUUGGACGACGUGAGUGAGUUCUUAAGCAACUUCUGCAGCUCAUUCUCACAAUGUGAUGAAGAUGAUUCUAUAGUAUGUGGCCAAGUCCCCCAAGAGGAGGGCGGUUGUCUGUCCAUACUCAAAGCCUUCCUGGAUCACCUUUCAAGUCGAGAAGCGGAGAAUUUUCAGCAAAGGAAACAAGAUAAUAAGAAUUCAGUAACAUUAACUACAAUGCAUCAGUCUAAGGGUCUGGAAUGGGACACCGUUUACAUCGUGAAGGCAAACGACACAGAGACACCAUUACUGAAUGAAGGAAAAGGUCAAGUGGCAGAUGACUCAUGCUCAAUUGAGGAAGAAAGACGCCUCUUCUACGUGGCCAUGACUCGCGCACGUAAGAAGCUCUACAUUUGCUAUGUGGUAACCGACAGUCUACGCCAGGUCCUACAACCUUCUCGAUUUUUAAAGGAGCUUCCACGCCAACUUUUGCACUUCCAGGGCGAAAGUGAGAAAAUUAAUGUCCCUGGAGCUAUACCAGAUAAGGGCUCUUCUCCAGAAAUUCGUCGAGACCUUCCGUGUGACUUUCCGACAAGCUGUGCGACCCCAAGUACAGCAUCCGGAAACAACGCAACAGAGAGCACAGUUUUGCAGGAUAGUGCUGGUAGGGUGGACCUAAACGACGUGCAUAAUAUCUUUGCUUCUGAGGAAGGCGCAUGUGAGAAGACAAAUGCGAAUAGGAAUGGAGAUUUGGAAAGCGUUCUAUCCAUGGACACUGAGAAUGGAGCUGCUGCAAGCAUGUUCUUGAGAGGAUUCAACAUGGAGGCACGAUCAACUGUUGCUGCAUUAUUCAACAGUUGGGCCAGGAAACCUGCGUUUCAAGAUCCCAAGCGUCUGCUCUCGAAGGUAGGAUUUGUUGUCGACGAGCGAUUGCGAAACAAGAAAACGAAGAACAAGGAGGUCUUAAUCGCACUGAAGUGUUGUCUAAGGGAUGAUGCAGCCCUCGCCUUUGCAACGAAUGCGAUAAAGUGGGGAAGAUUACCACCAGAGGAGCGGGCUCUGUUCCAGGCUGAGCGUCAAGAACAUUUUCAGCAGCAGAGCAGUGAGCGGUCUAUGAGUGCAGCAGCUGCUACAUCAAAGCAGAUCGCAUUCUUGAGGAGUCUUGGUUGUACAACGGAUCCCACAUCUCGAUUACACGCAUCCAAGCUUAUUGAACAGUACAAAAGGUUAUAGGUGAUAAGAUUAUGGUUUAAUCACACGGGCCUAUUGGUUCAAAAAUUUGGAGAGCGAAUUCGGAAUCUGUAGCAUAGAUCAUCAUUUGGGUUCGAAAUUUGAGGCUCAAUUUCGAACUCAAUUUCAAUCUCAAGUUAAUUGUUGAGUAACCAAAGCAAACAAGGCUCACUGGAUCUAUUGCUAAUUAGUGCAUCCAGUUAACAGGUUACCGACACACCUACACGACAACUAGCUGCGUUCAUUCAGAUCUCCUGAAUAUUUGAUCAUUGCACCACGGAUUGACGUCAGUCCAUUGCGAACUUUCGGUGUUAAAGAGUUCGUUAACUUACAUCAAAACAUGUUCGUAGUGAGCACGAUUAAGCAGUUAAUGAGAAGGCCCUUCUGAGGCCUAAUCUGUGUGCA